AUGAGCGCUUAUGAACGGUACAAUGGCUGGUCUCGUGCGCAGCUUCUUCGCAGAAUUAUGCAGCUCGAGGCAGGAGAAGUGCUGACCCCAGAGCCAAAUGUCGGUCCUACAGCGCAGGGCAUCUACACACACGAAGCUGAAAAGGCCAAAUCUAAGAAGCCUCGGCCAUAUGAUGUGUCCGCGCAGGCGAGCCGAAAAAUUGCUCUGCGCUUUUGCUACGACGGCGCUUACUACUCGGGCCUUGCUGCACAAUCCUCUCAAGUCACGCCACUGCCUACGGUAGAGGAGACCAUAUGGGACGCAAUGUGCAUUGCUCGACUUGUGGACCCUGAAAAAGGUAUGGAAGGUGCGGGAUGGAGCCGGUGCGGUCGUACGGACGCUGGUGUGAGUGCUGCUGGGCAGGUUGUCGCGCUUUGGGUCCGCAGCAGAUCCAUGGACGAGCGGACUAUUCGGUCACGUAAUGAAGAAACGCCUGUCAAGGACGAGCUUGAUGCAAUGCCCGUUCGUAUCUCUGAGGAAGAGGAGCUGCCGUAUGUGGCCACCCUGAACCGACUGCUACCCCCCACGAUCCGUAUCCAAGCAUGGUCGCCAGUUUCGCCACAUUUUUCUUCCAGGUUUGAUUGUCAGUACAGGCACUACAAGUACUUUUUCACGCUCGGAGCACCGCAUUCAUUGACAUGGCAGCGGCAAAGCAGUUCACAUUUUCCAAAACGCCUGGACAUCACGCGCAUGCGAAAAGCAGCGGCGCGGCUGGUAGGCGAGCAUGACUUCCGCAACUUGUGUAAAGUAGAUGCGAGCAAGCAGAUUACCAACUUUGUGCGCCGCAUCGACGGCGCAACCAUCGACGAGGUUGCGGUUGGCUGGCCCACGACGCAGGAAGCGCCUGUACACUUGCCCGUGACGCCCGCGAACGAGCCCAUGUUUGUGCUCAAUUUGCGUGGAUCUGCAUUUCUGUACCACCAGGUGCGCAAUAUUGUCGCGGUAUUAUUUAUGGUCGGCGCUGGCCUAGAAGAACCAACCAUCAUGGAUGCGUUGAUCAAUGUACGCCCAGGCGCAGUGCUUCAAGACCAUGCACGCACGAUUAACUGGAUCCUAUCCUUACCAGAUGAUGCCACGCCCGACAAAAUCCUUUUUCGUGCACUAGGCACGCCAGCAAACGAUCUGACUGUAUUCGAGACGAAGCCCAGCUACGAAAUGGCCGCGGAUCGCCCACUGAUGCUGUGGGAAUGUGGCUUCCUACCCACACAUGUUUCGUGGCGUGCAGAUACCUAUGACGGGCCUUUUGACGCAAUUUCUUCUGCAAAAGAAUACACGCCGACACUAAAGGCAACGUCCCAGCUUCAUGCGCAAUGGACACAGACGAGCAUCCACGCGGAGCUUUAUCGGCAUUUCGUCUUGUCCAGCGCAUCUACCAAAACAUCCGCAUUACCUUCACAAUCUACAUUUGCAGCGGCAUGCACGCCCAUGGUACCUGCGCCUGCUGACCAAGAACCCUCUAAGCAGGGAGUACAAUUGGUACCGCUUGGGAAUGGUGCGACGCGACCUACCACGCGCUACAUCCCACUCACUAUGCGCCCGCGUGAUGUCUCCUACGAAGUGAAAAACGAGAAAUGGCGCACGGGCAAAGGGAAACGACGCGCAGAGAAAAAAGCAGCCAGUGGGGCCGCGCAGGACUGA
Malassezia vespertilionis is the source of this 1677-nucleotide messenger RNA. It is a transcript of the gene DEG1, whose product is annotated as tRNA pseudouridine(38/39) synthase. Gene Ontology annotation, molecular function: pseudouridine synthase activity; RNA binding. Bases 1 to 1677 code for a protein of 558 amino acids. The record is from RefSeq and is a predicted model, not a curated record. Gene Ontology annotation, biological process: mRNA pseudouridine synthesis; tRNA pseudouridine synthesis. The transcript has a single exon. Lineage: Eukaryota; Fungi; Basidiomycota; Malasseziomycetes; Malasseziales; Malasseziaceae. Gene Ontology annotation, cellular component: cytoplasm; nucleus.